AUGCGUCGUGCAGGUGGUGACAAAUAUAAUGGGCGGGCUGAAAAAUGGUCCAAUAAUGAGGAGUAUCAGCACUCGAUCACUAAUUCCAAAAGGCACCGGCGCUGCAAUGAUAAUAGGGCUGGGCUGCCAGUGUUGUCCGUAAAUAAAUUCAUGGUAUGGUACUUUACUAAAAACAUUUUAAGCAACUAUUCGAGAGUCUUCCUAUCUUCCGGAUCAACAACUGAAGCAGAAUAUGAAAACAAAGUCAGCAAAAUUUUGGAAACAAUAUUGAAAAGAGCACAGUCUACAAACUUACAUUUUAAGAAAAUUUGCUGUAUAGUCAUAAAAUUUGCCGAAAGUUGUAAUGCAGAUACCAAUUAUAUGAAAUUUCUGAAAUACGACUUCCUAAAGCUGUUGGUGGUUUCGUUUGUGUUUACUGACAGGAGAAAGGGAAUCCUUGAUUUCAAUUUAUACUCGAGAAUCACAGGAAUGCCUGUUGAAGAGAUAAAAAACUGUUGCCUAAUUGUUCGACCAGUUUUGAUGAAGCACCGUGGCCCGAAAAAUGAAACAGUUGUUGACGGGACUCCCGGUACGAUUGGUACGAGGCAAUUACUUGAUUGCGGCAUAGAACAGAGUGCUGGCACUAUUUCGGUUGAAGAUCGCAAAACAAAUGGUAUAGUUUCUGUUGAGGAAUCGGGUGUUGAAGUUCACGAGUCGGACAUAGAAAACUUCAACAAGAUGGGUAUAAAAAUGGUAAAAGAAUAUUUGAAUCUAGCUUAA
Zygotorulaspora mrakii is the source of this 759-nucleotide messenger RNA. RefSeq lists its product as uncharacterized. The record is from RefSeq and is a predicted model, not a curated record. The coding region runs from base 1 to 759 and encodes 252 amino acids. NCBI's taxonomy places the organism in Eukaryota, Fungi, Ascomycota, Saccharomycetes, Saccharomycetales, Saccharomycetaceae. The transcript has a single exon.